CCGAGGAUUGGCAAAAUCACCUUUUUAAAAAUCUGUAUAAAUGUGGCACAUUCUGCUUUACUCUGGGCGAGGUGAUUCAUUUGGGUCUUUUGGGAGUGCCCCAAAAGUUUAAACAACAAACAAAACUUCCCUGUACCUCAUCUGACUUGAAUCUCUUGCCAAUGCAGUCAUCUUGUGUGAUGUUCUUUUCCAAAUUUCACCUGAUGGUUUGAACUUCUUGUCCUGGAAGCUGUGCAUCACCAUAAUGAGGCUUGUAAUUCUUGAUAACUAUGACUUGGCUAGUGAAUGGGCCGCCAAAUACAUCUGUAAUCGCAUCAUUCAGUUCAAACCUGGAAAGGAAAGAUAUUUUACACUGGGUUUACCAACAGGGAGCACACCAUUAGGAUGUUAUAAAAAACUAAUAGAAUAUCACAAGAAUGGAGACCUUUCUUUUAAAUAUGUGAAGACCUUUAACAUGGAUGAAUAUGUAGGACUUCCCAGACAUCAUCCUGAAAGCUACCAUUCUUAUAUGUGGAAUAACUUUUUUAAGCAUAUUGAUAUAGAUCCUAAUAAUGCUCAUAUCCUUGAUGGGAAUGCUGAAGAUUUACAAGCAGAAUGUGAUGCAUUUGAAAGUAAAAUAAAAGAAGCUGGAGGAAUUGAUCUUUUUGUUGGAGGAAUUGGUCCAGAUGGUCAUAUCGCUUUCAAUGAGCCAGGAUCCAGUUUAGUAUCAAGGACAAGAUUAAAGACUCUAGCAAUGGACACCAUUUUGGCAAAUGCUAAAUAUUUUGAUGGAGAUUUAUCAAAGGUGCCAACUAUGGCUCUAACAGUUGGUGUGGGGACAGUGAUGGAUGCUAGAGAAGUCAUGAUCCUCAUCACAGGCGCACACAAGGCAUUUGCUCUCUACAAAGCGAUAGAAGAAGGCGUCAAUCACAUGUGGACUGUCUCAGCUUUCCAGCAGCACCCCCAAACUAUUUUUGUGUGUGACGAAGACGCUACCUUAGAAUUAAGAGUUAAAACUGUGAAAUACUUUAAAGGUUUAAUGCAUGUGCACAAUAAACUUGUGGAUCCACUAUACAGUAUGAAAGAAGGAAACUGAAGGAGACUGGAGCAAAACUCUGCUUGACUGAACAGGACUUUUAUAAUAGAUGAGUUUGCAGCUAUGCAAUAUGAUAAAACAUGGGGAAUUUUUAAAGAUCGUCACUUUUAAAGUCCAGUAUCCAUAUGUUAAACAUUCCAUAUUUAGAAUGUGUCCAUUUUAUACUAGGGUUUAGGAGAAGUCGUUGGCUCUCAUAAUUAAUCAGCUGUUUAUUUUAAAGUACAGGAGUCACAUAGCUGCUCUAUAAAAAUAGCACAGAAAUGAAAUGUCUGCCUGUUUAAACAUUUUAAAGGUGAUGAUUCUGUACAUCAAGUACUCCAUAUGACUCCAGUGGCAUUGUUAGAUUUUUAUUUUUUAAUCACAUGAAGACACAACUAUCAUUGCAAACCUUUACUUCUGAAAUGCUAUCUUAUAUUUUCCUGUGCAUUACACAAGCUUUCUGCACGUAGUUGCCUUAGUCAUCUUCCUGCAGUAGCAUCUGGACAUCAGAGGUCCUGCUAUAUAUUGUAGGUACAGAAAAUUUGGAGAAGACAGUGCCUAAAAGUACAUAUACAUCCUUCUGGAAAGUAUGUGUAAGGGCAUGAUUUUUGUGCACCUUUUUUACAAAUGUGCUCUUGUUUUUAUUUAAUGACUUGAGUUCAUGCUUUUAAUAUAAGUAUUUUGGCAGUUAUGAGCUUUAUACCUAG
This is a messenger RNA of Molossus molossus (Pallas's mastiff bat), 1761 nucleotides long. It is a transcript of the gene GNPDA2, whose product is annotated as glucosamine-6-phosphate deaminase 2. The record is from RefSeq and is a predicted model, not a curated record. Bases 245 to 1075 code for a protein of 276 amino acids. Gene Ontology annotation, biological process: carbohydrate metabolic process; N-acetylneuraminate catabolic process; N-acetylglucosamine catabolic process. Gene Ontology annotation, cellular component: cytoplasm. NCBI's taxonomy places the organism in Eukaryota, Metazoa, Chordata, Mammalia, Chiroptera, Molossidae. Gene Ontology annotation, molecular function: glucosamine-6-phosphate deaminase activity; identical protein binding. The transcript is spliced from 7 exons.